AUGAUCUCUUUGAUGUUUCCACGGUCACCUUUGUGCACAGUAUUUAUAGCAUUCUACACUUGUGUGUGCAUUCCCUUAGAGAGGUUGAAGAAGCAGUGUAGAUUUGCUCAACCGCAAAACAAUGACGGUAAUUACCAACUAACCGGUUUCAUGUUUGGGGACAAGCAAAAGAAGAAGGAAGAGGAAGAGGAAGAGGAGAAGAUAUGCUGCUCAAUAUGCCUUGUGGAUUAUGAAGCUGAAGAUGCAGUGACACAUCUCCCAAGAUGCAAUCAUCUCUUCCAUAUCAAUUGCAUUGAACCUUGGCUUCUCAGUGGCCAUCUCACUUGCCCUCUCUGCAGAUCUUUUGUAUUCUCUUCUCAUCCUCCUCCUACACGCAUCAAUGUCAAUACUUCCCCCUUCUCUUUCACUUUCUAUCUCUCUUUCUUUUUUUGCUUGUUGUUUCUUCAUCACCUGCUUGGAUGUUUGUUGUAG
This is a messenger RNA of Raphanus sativus (radish), 471 nucleotides long. RefSeq names its product RING-H2 finger protein ATL18-like. The record is from RefSeq and is a predicted model, not a curated record. Bases 1 to 471 code for a protein of 156 amino acids. The transcript has a single exon. Lineage: Eukaryota; Viridiplantae; Streptophyta; Magnoliopsida; Brassicales; Brassicaceae.